Messenger RNA from Nothobranchius furzeri (turquoise killifish), 1962 nucleotides. The record is from RefSeq and is a predicted model, not a curated record. Lineage: Eukaryota; Metazoa; Chordata; Actinopteri; Cyprinodontiformes; Nothobranchiidae.
UACCGGUAAGUGUCACUUGAGUGGUCAGACUCCCUUUUCUGUCUGAACUUCCUUUUAAUUUCUCAACCACCGCACAAUGCAACAGGAAACAUUCAAUAGUUUCACCGCAGCGCUCAGCUCUAACACAAAGUCCACUUGUCCUCAUCUGGGUUCUUCUCACAAUGCAGCGCCUAAACCUCUGGCUGGUGCUGAUUCUUGUGUCCUAUUCACGAGGUCAGGAGUGGGAAAUAAGGACAGAAAAGAAGAUUAAUGCAGCAAAGGGCUCAAACAUUACCAUAUUUUGCACGUUCAAGAUUCCUUCAACAUCAAAUUUCACAGCAGUUUACUGGAAAACAGAUGGAGAAAGUGAAUGCAGCAAGAACGACAACGACAGAAAAGCCUUUGUUUAUCACCCCAAUAGGUCAUGUGUGCUUGAAAAGUAUAAAACAAAGACAAAGCUAAUCGGAGACGGAGCCAAAGGAAACUGCACCCUACAAAUCUACAACGUUCAAGAGAGCGAGCAAAUCUACAUGCGUGUUGUUGCAGUCCCAAAGCCGUACAGUUUCAAACCAAAUCCAGUCACCAUUCAUGUAAAUGGGUCAGAUGUGAUAGCAGUGACUGUUGAAGCAGAUGCCACAACAACUCCUCUGCCUCAAACUCCAACAGUCUCCUUUGAGACUUCCUUGUCCAGUUUCUACAUCUCCAUACCAGCUGUUGUCCUUCUCAUCGCUGCUGUCGCUGGGAUCAUCAUUUACAAAAAAUGCAAGAGGUCACACAAUUUCAUACGGAAGCAAUCGGGUCCUUAUGUGAACUUCAGCAGAGGCGCUUCAAACCCGUACAAAAGAGCUUCUUGCAAAGCCUUCAAUGUGAAGCCACCUGAGGAAAAGGUCAUUGAUGAUCCCGUCUACAUCAAUCUGCAGACACAAACAAAUCAAACAAGCCAACCUGCUGAGAUCUCCGACAGUAUUUAUGCAAAUGUGGGUCAUUCACCAGAAGACACGCUGAGCUGAGAAUUUCAGUAAAAUACUUAAUCAUGGGAAAAUUCAGCAUCUUUCAACUUUUUAUUACAUCUGAGAGAAAUAUUAGCCAAGAAAUGUUUUUUAUUGAUAUGUGCAUCAAAGAUAAUGUUUAUCGGUGUUUUGGUGACCAAUAACUAUGGUGUCCUGAUUGGAACGUAAUGCUUUAAAAUGUAAAGCUAUGUUUUGCUAGCCAUAUACAAAAUUAUUUUGCUUUGGCGAACGGCGGUCUAGAUUCUGGGCUGAUGUUUUGCCACAUUCAGUGUUUGAGCAACUUCACGUUGGUACAUUCGGCUCCUCGUGACAGUUUACAAUUGAACAGCUUGCUUUUACAACUUUUUAUUCAGGAAAGUUAAAUGUUCAAACAUGAAUCCAGACUCUAAUGUUAAAAUGAAUACUUCAGGUGAAAUCUAAAAUUUUACAUUAAAAAUCUAUAAAGUUGCAGAAUUUGCUCUGAUUUAAGGUACAGACCUGAACUAAAGUGUUGGUACCCUUCGGUCAAUGAGAGAAAAACCCACGAGAAAUAACUUAAAUCUGGCAAAAGCAGUAAGAAAUAAAAGUCCUAAGAAAUUUACCCGAUAAAGGUGCGUCAGCUACGCUCGGUUCAGAGUGACUUGUUGGUGGUAGUCAAAAUGCAAGUCGGGGUGAUCGUGCUUUUUUGGUUGUAGGACCUCGACUCCAGAACCAACUUCCACCACAGAUCAAACCGUCCACGUCUCUGCCCAUUUUUAAAGCCAGACUUAAGCUUUGUUUUAGAUCAGUUUGCUAGUUUUCUUAAUGAUGUUUCUGAUUGCUCUUUGGUCCCUGUGCUUUCAAUUAUUUUAUUUUGUGUUUGAUGUUUUUAUUUUAUCAUAUAAUGUAUGUUUCAUAGUAACUGUAUGUGUCUCUGCACUAUGUACAGCACCUUGGGCCUCCUUGACUGGGUUUGGGAAGGGGCUUUAUGAAUAAAUAGUUCAAGUCAGCUCAA